Molecule: messenger RNA, 1778 nt
Organism: Linepithema humile (Argentine ant)
Lineage: Eukaryota; Metazoa; Arthropoda; Insecta; Hymenoptera; Formicidae
Source: RefSeq, a predicted model, not a curated record
AAACGCAUUCACUUAGCUAUCUUCUAGAUCAUGUAAAACCAUCAAAUAUAUGGCGCAUGUUACACCAGUUGACUGCUAAUGUGUUUUGGACUGGUAUCCACACAUAUAUUAAUAACAAACAAUAUAAUCAAACAAAUAAUUUAUGGAACAUUAUGCAAAUUGUCUUACGUACGUAUCCAGAUAAUUCAAGCGAAUCUUUUAUAAAAGGAUUUAUAUCUGAUAAGAUAGCGGAAAAAUAUUAUCCUGUACUAUACGUGACACGCAGUUAUUUGAAAAACUUGACAAUAUUCGAAUACCUCAAUUUUGAUUAUAAUGGCGAGGAUACAGAACAUCUCUCAGCAUUCGUGACAUAUACAACAAAAUCAAUCAUGAACUUUCAAGACAUUUAUCUUAAUAAUUCGUUAAGGAUAGCACCACAAGGAUUGGAAACAUUAUCGGGAAUAUUGGAUAAAGAUGAUUGGAUUAUAGUCAAUUUACAAAAAAUAGGAUACUAUCGUGUUAAUUACGAUACUGAAAAUUGGCGUAAACUUGUGCAAUACAUGAAUUCUACGAAAUAUAUCAACAUACAUGUUCUUAAUCGGGCUCAAAUUAUAGAUGAUGCUUUUCACUUCUUCAUACAUAAACAAAUUGAUUAUGUUACGUUUUGGAACAUUUCUGCAUUUUUGUCACGAGAAACGAAUUAUGUGGUAUGGUAUUCUAUGUUUAAAGCUUUUGAACAUAUGACUGUUCUGAUUUCAAUUAAAGAUGCUAACAACGUAAUGGAAAAUAUGAAAAAAAUAUUGAGUGGAGUUCUGGAUCGAAUAAAAUACGAAUCACAACCAUACGAAAGCGAUCUCAUCGAAUGUUUAAGAGAGGAGGCCGUAAAAUGGGCAUGUAUUAUUGCAAACAAAGAAUGCAGAGAAGUAGCCAAUAUGCAAAUGACAAGAGAUCUAUAUUCUGAAAGUGGCAUUUUUGUAACGCAAUCGGAAUGGAAAGAAUGGAUGUAUUGUAAUGGUUUGGUGUCAGCGAACAGCACCAUUUGGUAUGACGUAUGGAACAAAUGGGCAGCAACACCUAAUGAUAUAAAAUUUUUAGAAUACUUAACUUGCAGUGAAAAUCCUGCAGUUAUUUCUAAUUAUCUGCUGGUGAAUUCGAUUAAUAAUUUUUUGUUACAACACAACAAUACACGUGCUCACAUAUUUCUUCUUACCGUUGCGAGGCAUGCAAGAAAGGAUAAAGUUUGCGAUUUUAUUUUACAAAAUCUCAUUGAUAAUACAUUUAUGUUCAUCUCCAACACGCAAACCGACAAUAUUGCAACAUUAAUUGUCAUUAUUACGCAUCAACAUGCUGUAGAGCAAUUGAAUAAGAUAUCUGUAUUCGUAAAAACUAAAUUAAAAGAAGAGCGACUAGUUGAUGCUGUUGAAAGGAAAAUUAAAAAACGAAUAGACGAGUAUGGAAGACAAGUUACAAAUUAUGGGCUCCUCGGUCUAUCUCGGUUUAAGUAAUAUUUAUUUAAUUUAAUUAUUCCUUCUCAUACUGCAAAUUUUUGUUAGAGCAGAUAUUUGUCUUCUUUGAUUCACAAUAAAUUAUAGAAAAUUAUUUGACAACUAUAAAUGUUUUAUACCUAGCGAGAAAUAACUUUUCGAAUUGUCGAGUCAACAUCAACACGAUGCAAUAUCGAUGAUUUUGAUGUCAAUUAGACAUUGAUUUGACGUCGAUUGAUAGGUUAUUUCUCGCUUGGAUAGUAAAGAAAGAAUUGACUCCGAGGUAUAAAAUAUGUCUGGGAAUGUAUAAUGUAA